This is a messenger RNA of Perca fluviatilis (European perch), 4453 nucleotides long. It is a transcript of the gene gnpat, whose product is annotated as glyceronephosphate O-acyltransferase. Gene Ontology annotation, molecular function: glycerone-phosphate O-acyltransferase activity. The record is from RefSeq and is a predicted model, not a curated record. The coding region runs from base 157 to 2217 and encodes 686 amino acids. The transcript has 17 exons. NCBI's taxonomy places the organism in Eukaryota, Metazoa, Chordata, Actinopteri, Perciformes, Percidae. Gene Ontology annotation, cellular component: peroxisomal membrane; mitochondrial membrane. Gene Ontology annotation, biological process: ether lipid biosynthetic process.
UACAUCCAUGGUUUAGGUUUACACGCCCAUGUGAAGUUCUACAAGUGCUGUUAUCAACCACAAGUAUUGCAUCAAGAGGCAGGAACCGUACAAACAUCUCUGCACGUACAACUUCACUGGAUGCAGCGUCUAAGUGUGUGUAAAGUGUGACAAAGUAUGGCAGUCAACGCUCUUUAUUCGCAUAGAGACCCUAUGCUGAAGAAGAGAGAUGACUUUGAGGACAUUUUGGAGGAGAGGAGGAACUCCAGCGACCUGAAAUACGCCCUCAGAUGUUACACUCCGGUUCUUUACAAAGGUGUGACGCCCUGUACAUCCAGCAUGCUGAAGAGCAUGGUGCUUCAGUCUGAUCAGCUACAUUACGUCAUCAACCAGGUUUCCAAAGAGACGGGCAAGGCGACUGAUGAUGUCAAGGAGGAGGCGUCGGCCAUCUUGGAGGAGAUGGCUCAAUGUCUGCAGCUCAGCACGGUUCGCUUCUUUGCCUUCACUCUCACCAAGGCCUUUAAAACCUUGUUCAGGAGCAUCUGCGUCAACGAAGACGGCAUCCAGAGGCUCCAACAGGCCAUUCAGGAGCACCCGGUAGUCCUGUUACCCAGUCACCGUAGUUACAUGGACUUCCUGCUGAUGUCAUACAUCCUGUACACCUACGACGUGGCUCUGCCGGUCAUUGCUGCCGGCAUGGACUUUAUGGGGAUGAAAUUUGUUGGAGAGAUGCUGCGGAUGUCUGGAGCGUUCUUCAUUCGAAGGUCUUUUGGUGGGGACAAGCUGUACUGGGCUCUCUUCUCAGAGUACGUCAAGACCAUGCUCAAGAAUGGAUUUGCACCAGUUGAAUUUUUCCUAGAGGGGACCAGAAGCCGAACGUCCAAGUCUUUGACUCCAAAGUUGGGUUUGUUGAAUAUAGUCAUGGAUCCGUUCCUUAAAGGGGAGGUGUUUGACGUUAAUGUGGUCCCAGUCAGCAUCAGCUAUGAGAGGGUCUUGGAGGAGACGCUUUAUGCCAGAGAGCUGCUGGGUAUUCCCAAACCCAAAGAAUCCACUUCAGGUCUGUUCAAAGCCAGAAAGAUCCUCAGUGAAGACUUCGGCAGUAUCCAUGUGUACUUUGGUCAACCUGUGUCUGUCAGAAGUUUAGCCCAGGGCAAAGUUAACCGCUGCCAGUUCAACCUGGUACCAAGACACAUACCCAGGAGGCCCGGCGAGGACAUCGCCAGCUUUGUGAAUGACUCGGCCUACGGGCUGGUGCGGGCCCAGGAGGAGAACAUGGUCCUGAAGCCGUGGGUCCUCGUGGCCUCCCUGCUGCUCCAGCACCACCACCAAAACCAGGCGGCGGGGCAGAAACGGGGGAUAGCACUGGGCGAGCUGACUGCACAAGCUGUGUGGCUCAGGGACCUUUCCCGGCAGUACGGAGCCUUCCUCCACUGGCCCGACCACAUUCCUCCUUCAGAGGUAGUUUCCUCUAGUCUUACCCUGCAUCGGGGUCUAGUGAGGGUUUGUGAGGAAAAAGUCCAGCUGGCAGUGGAACAAGCAGGAGGACCAGCGGGGCCAGGGCCUCACAGCUCCGUCGCUCCAGAAGAGGAGCUCUUGAGCCAGGCAGUCAUCGUACUCUCCUGCGCCUCCUACAGGAACCAGGCGCUGCACGUCUUUGUCCGCCCGGCUCUGCUGGCCUUAGCCAUCCACACCGCCUCCUCCAACCAGAAACAGGAGGUCUUCAACAGUUUCAGCUUCUUAAGAAACAUGUUCUCCAAUGAGUUCAUCCUCUGUCCUGGAGCUACAGUGCAGGACUUCGAGGAGGCCUGUUACCUGCUGGUGAAGACCGGAGCUCUGCAGUUUACCCAGCAGGAGGUUCUGGUAACUGAAAGAGGACACAGUACACUGGCCUUCCUCUCCAGUAUGUUGGAUCCCUUCUUACAAGGAUACCAGGUGGUGUGCCGGUUCCUGUGUGAAGAGGCCACUGAGACUCUGACAGAAAAACAGUUUAUUCCCGCAGUCCGGAAGUUCAUCAAAAAACAUCUUCUAGCAGAUCCAGGUAGAUUAAGAUACAUGGAGGUGUUGUCAUCUGACCUCCAGAAGAACUCCCUGGCAGCUUUGCUAAGACUUGGAGCUGUAUGGAAAAUGAAAGGAGUGGAGCAGGAGAUGUUAAAGGUUAACAAGGUGAUGGUGAACUCUUUGGAAGACACUUUAGGAGGAAAACUCCCCACUCAGAAAGCGGCCGUCGCUCGCCUCUAAUGCACCGCCCUCAUGAGCCAAGCGAGGACUGGGGGGGGGGGUCCAAACCUCCUACCUGAUGCGACGAUGUCUCCGCUCUUCUUGGUCGGCUCAUCCAAAGGCGGUUCGGCCAAAGUGCUUUCUAUGAGAGAUGGAACAAAACAAAAGACUUGCCAUCUGGUGACAGCUCAAUUUAUUUUCGUUUUUCUUUAAUUUCACUAUCUUCUCUUCACGUCUCUUUUCAAUAAGCCUGUUUUCUCUCUCUCUCUCUCUCUCUCUCUCUCUCUCUCUCUCUCCCUAUCCGAUCUUUCUAUUAAGAACCUUUUAUAUAUGUUCAUAAAGCCAGAUGAUGAGUAAGGCCUUCAAAGCUCUUUGCCUCUUUCUGAAACGCUGACCUUUUGCUAUGAGCAGCCUUGUGAAAGCUUCUGAAUGUGCCAACUCCACUCAGCAUUCAGUAGUGGCCAUUCUCCAUUAAUGCAUUUGAUGUGUGUUCUCUAACACUCCGCGUGGCAUAUCUUUGUGUUACUCUCAGUCUGCUUUUUCAUGUCUUUCUAUUUAUAAGCUGCUAGUAUUGUCUUUUAUUUUAUUUUUAUUUUUUUGAGCACUUUAAUGAAUUUAUUCAUUGUGGUGUGGACCCAUAUCUUAACACUCUUUUAACAUACCGUUUUCUCUUUUUUAUUUUUUUUCAUGAAACAAAAGUUACUCAAAUUGGUGGAUAAGAAGAUUUGGGUGGUUAUUUUAGCUUUUGGUAAAAAAUUGUGUGCAUUUUGUUUUGCACGGUUUGAACAAAAGAGUUUUAUAUAUUUAAGUUGAACUUGCCACAGACCCAAGAUCUACUUCAAGAACCGCUUGUACCCGCUGUCAUUGUUGGAUUUAAAACCACCCUCAGGCCUUUUGCCAACAUGCCGAGCUUUAUUCGUCUUUGUUUACACAGUGGAGAUAAUGCUACAGGUCUAAUGUUAGUUGCCAAUACAAUUGCAGUUAGUUAUACUGAAGCACUGCCAGCUACACCAAAGGAGGAAGUUUUUGUUCACUGUUGGAGAUCAUUUACAUACUUUCUCAUGUUCUCCAGUCUAGAAUAGUUAGUGAAGUUGCUUUAUAGGUACUGAUUUAAAUUUAGAGAAUAUAUUAAAGUGUAUCUAUAGUUGCAGAGAAUUACUUGAUGUAAUUUUGUUACAAGGGAAAGAAAGAAAAAGCCAAAUAAAGGAAAAUGGGAGCUGUAACACAGAAACUCAGAGGAUUAACAGUCACGUCAUGCAAAGAGCUUUAAAUUAUCAGACCAACAGGUGAUAUAUAAAUAUAUUAAAAAAAAAAUAUAUAUAUAUAAUUUUUUUUUUUUUACAGACUUGUUAACCUACUUAGCUGACCUGUUCAGAUGGAUGUAAUUUUUAUCAAAUUUUUUGAUUAGUUUAAAAAUCCUUAAUUUUAAGCUAUUUAUUUGGUUGUUAAAUAGCAAUAUUACCUUGAAAUCCCAUUGCAGUGCUGUUAGCAGUUUGGAGGUUUUAGAGAAACAGGCAGAGCUGCUUUUGAAAGAAAAAAAAAACCUCAUUGGUUGAGUUAAACCUCGCGGUAGAACCCAACAGGUACUCCAACACUUCACUCGCAUUUUGACCGCACGGAAAUAGUUAAAAUUCUGGUUCUUGGGCCAUAAUUCAAUGAACCAAUGAACAGGUCUCGUUGAAAUAAAGGGACAUCAUCUGUUUGUUUUUUCACAUGCUCUAUCCAUUGACGUCAUUGUAGCCCAUAUUAAGUUGAUUAUCUUCCAUUUUGAAACCAGCCAAACGCGCCUAUAAAAACUCACACACUGCAUGUCAUCCAAAGUGCAAGUCUCCAGUAGAAGUAAGGUAUUUGAGAGGAUGCAUCUUCCCAGUAUUUGUAUGUGGUGCUAAAGUUCAUAAAGUUCCACUGUUGAAAACCCCAAACUAAAAAGGUAGAACACACACACAGAUCUUCAGGACAAAGUUGAUUAAUGUCAAUUUCACCAAUUUUAUUCAGGCCAUGUCAAACAAGCAUUUCAUCAGAGCAUGCAUACCCUUUUGUUACCAGGUGUUCAGGUAUUCAAUGUUUCAAGUCUACAGUGUGAGUGUAUUUGUGGUUUUUCAAUAGCAGCUUUUAUACGGUAUAAUGUCUAAAUAUUUGACGUGUGUGUGUGUACUUACACGUUUAAGUGUGUAUGUGUUGGUUGAGGCCUUUUAUUACUGACUGUACAGGCUGAUGAAAUACAAAAGCAUGUUAAUAAAGUGUUUUGAAAUACAUA